Molecule: messenger RNA, 852 nt
Organism: Glarea lozoyensis ATCC 20868
Lineage: Eukaryota; Fungi; Ascomycota; Leotiomycetes; Helotiales; Helotiaceae
Product: alpha/beta-Hydrolase
Exons: 1
Coding region: 1-852 (283 amino acids)
Cellular component (GO): nucleus; cytoplasm
Source: RefSeq, a predicted model, not a curated record
AUGGUAUUGACAUCGAUUGCGCACGCAGGAUUGGAAAAUUUGUCACAGGGACCUUAUUUCCGAUGGAAUGUAGAACUGACCUCAGCCGAGAUUGAAGAGGCUGAGAGUUACAUUCAUGCAGUGAUCAGCGAUGAAGGUCCUUUUGAUGGAGUAAUGGGGUUCAGUCAAGGCUCUUCACUCCUGGCCUCGAUACUUCUCAAACACGAAAUAGAACAUCCUAAGCAAGCCCCGCCAUUCCGAUUCGCGAUUCUCUUUUCCUGCUUUCUUGUCAUCAGCUCCGAUCCCACAUUUGCGCAGAAGUACUACGAAAUUGGUGAGAAAGAGCACAUUGAGACGGUGCUAGCAGGCUUACAGGUGGGAGAUUCGCCCCAGGACAUAGAUGGUACUAUAGGGAACGAUGUCAAAGAGGGACAGAAGGGGAAGAAGGAAGUGAAAGCACCAACCCACAAGAUCGAACUGAUCAGCCGGAGUAAGAGGGCGGCGCUCGUAGGGGAGAUUGUAGAUGCCGUCGCUUCGUCGGUAAGAACUUCAGCGAGAUUCCACAAUGAAGUCAGCCACGUCCCUACAGAUACGAACGGUGGACUAGAGUCCUUUCCGAGAGUCUAUCACCCCGCAAUCAUGAGCGAAAGAAUCCAAAUUCCAACAGUACACAUCGUGGGGAGAAAUGAUCCUUUCUUGAAACAAACGGUCAUUGCAAAAAAGCUCUGGGAGAAGAAGAGAAUGCGUUAUGUGGAACAUUCGGGUGGCCAUGAUACGCCGCGGACGGAAUUUGAUGUUAGGGCCGCCGUCGCUAGUGCCCGAUGGGCUAUUCAGCAAUCUGAGAUCUUCCAAAGCAGGUGGUACUCUCAUUGA